GGUACGCAUUGACGAAAUAUCUAAGAUGCAGUGAUAGUGGACAGUGAUUUUUUUAAAAGGAAAACAACAACGGUUAUAAUAAUGGCUACUGUGUCGAGUUUGUUGAAGUCGAUAAAUGCAGUUGGAAGAAAAUGCUUCUUCUUUCAGCAAAAUUUCAGAUUUGUAUCUAUGUUGUCGUCAAGCCAAGUCACGAUGGCGAAACAUUCAGUUGUAGCAUGGAGAAAAUUCGGAUCCAAGGGACCGUUGCAUCAGACACCUGUGCCGUCUGAAGCAGACAAAGCAAUUGUAAAUUAUUUAAAAAGUGAAAUCGAAAGCGAGAUGGAAGCAGAUAUACACAACGUGAAAACAUAUUUCUCUGAUUGGAAAAUCGUAAAGGCAGGCACAGAAAUCACAAUGACCAAAAACUUCCAAUCAGAGAUCAUCACAGUAUUAUUCAAUGUUAAUGACUCUUUAGAGGAUAAUUACGAUGAAUCCGAAGAUGAUAAAUUUGAUGGUCCCCCAAUGUCUUCACGACCAUCAUUCAUGGUGGAAAUAGCAAAACCGAGUGGAAUGAAAAUGAUGAUAGAAUGUGACUGCAUACCAGACCAAGAGCCACUAGAACGUUUUGAUGGGACAAGGGGGAAUGAUGUGUUUGUGAUCACCAGUGUUCAAGUAUAUAAAGGUGAACGUUUGCCAAAAAACUAUGUGUGCCAAGAAUUUGAUUCGGUGCUCUAUGACAAACUUACAAAUGUCCUACAAGAAAGGAAGAUUGACAACAAGUUUGUAGAGGAACUGGUUGAGUUUAGUACAGAUUAUGAGCACCAGCAAUAUGUUGAUUUCUUACAGAAAAUGAAAUCCCAUAUGAGUGAAAACUGAACUUUAUUAACCUGACAUUUAUUACAGUAAUGUAGUACAGUUUAUGGAAUAUUAUGUUAUCAUGUAAUAUGUAUCAUUGUCUGUUUCUGAUCACCAAAUUAAUUCAGAGUCAUACCAAAGGUCCAAUGGACAUCAUCAAUUGUGAAUGUAAAUUGUGACCAAAUAUCCACUUUAUGAAAGUCUUAAACAAUCUAAUGAAAUGUUCCCUGUGUAUCAAAACAAAAGGAAUUUAAUAAGUAUGUUAGACUAUGACCUACUUUUGUUAGUUGGUCCUAUCAAUGGCUAUUGAUUCAAUAAAGAUGUUGAUUUUACCUGA
Ostrea edulis (European flat oyster) is the source of this 1171-nucleotide messenger RNA. Its product is annotated as complement component 1 Q subcomponent-binding protein, mitochondrial-like. Gene Ontology annotation, biological process: cytosolic ribosome assembly. The coding region runs from base 82 to 855 and encodes 257 amino acids. Gene Ontology annotation, cellular component: mitochondrial matrix. The record is from RefSeq and is a predicted model, not a curated record. Lineage: Eukaryota; Metazoa; Mollusca; Bivalvia; Ostreida; Ostreidae. The transcript has a single exon.